AAAAGUGACUCCCUCUAUUCUCUCUUUUGUAUUUCUAAUAAAAUUUUCGAUUUCUUUUUGAAAGUUAACAAACUUUACCAGUUUACAGCAAUCGCAAUGGAUUCUUCAGUCGUGGAGGGCGGCGCAUCGCUCCGUUCACCGGGUACCGACGCUACAAACCGUCGUGUUUCUUAUUUGUUCGACUCUUCCAUCGGCGAAUAUUAUUACGGCGAGGGUCAUCCAAUGAAGCCUCACCGUAUUCGUGUUGCCCACAAUCUUAUUUUAAACUAUAAUCUUCACCGUAAAAUGGAGAUAAUUGAACCGUUUCCGGCGACUAAGAAGGAAAUUGGGUGGUUUCACUCGUCGGACUAUGUGGAGUUUCUCUCUUCAGUUUCUCCGGAGACUGUUAAUGACAAGUACGAUUCCUACCAGCGUAGACGCUUCAAUGUUGGUACGGACUCGGAAAGCUUUGAUUGUCCUAUUUUUUAUGGGCUUUUUGAUUUUUGUCAAACUUCAGCUGGUGGCUCAAUUGGCGCCGCCGCUAAGCUUAAUCGGAAUGAAGCUGAUAUAGCUAUCAAUUGGGCUGGUGGGUUGCAUCAUGCAAAGAAAAGUGAAGCUUCUGGAUUUUGCUAUGUCAAUGAUAUUGUUCUUGGAAUUCUAGAACUUCUCAAGGUCCACAAGCGUGUAUUGUAUGUAGACAUUGAUGUUCAUCACGGGGAUGGAGUUGAGGAGGCUUUUUACACCACUGAUCGGGUUAUGACAGUGUCUUUCCAUAAGUUUGGAGACUACUUUCCUGGUACAGGGCAUAUCAAAGACAUUGGUGCAAGUACCGGGAAGUACUAUGCCUUAAAUGCACCAUUGAAUAAUGGUAUUGAUGAUGAAAGUUUCCGUAGUCUAUUCCGUCCUGUAAUCCAAAAAGUGAUGGAGGUUUAUCAACCUGAAGCUGUUGUUCUUCAAUGUGGUGCUGAUUCACUAGCAGGAGACAGGUUGGGUGUCUUUAACUUGUCUGUUAAAGGCCAUGCAGAUUGCAUUCGAUUCCUCAGGUCUUUCAAUGUCCCUUUAAUGAUGUUGGGUGGUGGAGGUUAUACCGUUAAAAACGUUGCUCGGUGCUGGUGCUAUGAGACAGCAGUUGCAGUUGGAGUAGAGCCUGAUAAUGAUUUGCCUUACAAUGAGUUUUACGAGUAUUUUGCCCCUGAUUAUAUUCUUUAUCAUGAAUCAUUACAUAUGAAGAAUGAAAAUACGCCCUCGGAACUAGAGAGGAUCAGGAACACUUUGCUGGAGCAACUCUCGCGUUUACCCCAUGUACCCAGUGUUCCAUUUCAAGUGACACCUUCCGUAACAGAGGUUCCAGAAAAGGAAGACGAAAACAUGGAUCAAAGGCCUAAACCAGAGAUAGAAAUGAGCCAAGAUUACGAUACUGACAACGAGGAGAAGUCAAAUAACGGAAAGUUCAGUAAUUACUACAAUUACUUUAACGACGAGAACUGACAUGAGGUACUUUCGUUACAAAGUCAAAGAUGAGGAGAUGAUUUGAUUGGAAGCCUCUGAGACUAAGCUGUUCAACAUAUGUCUACUGACAAAUUUUCUGUUUAGUUAGGAUGAGAAAUGAUAGGAACUCAUAGUAAGAUGUUAUUAAUAGUGAUGUAAUUAUAUUACACUAGUUCUGGAAAAGUGCCUUGCACGUUUGACCUCUGUUACUUAUAAUUUAUAUAGGUCCAAUUCU
Messenger RNA from Solanum pennellii, 1702 nucleotides. Its product is annotated as histone deacetylase 6-like. The transcript is spliced from 6 exons. The coding region runs from base 97 to 1467 and encodes 456 amino acids. The record is from RefSeq and is a predicted model, not a curated record. NCBI's taxonomy places the organism in Eukaryota, Viridiplantae, Streptophyta, Magnoliopsida, Solanales, Solanaceae. Gene Ontology annotation, molecular function: histone deacetylase activity.